AUGGAGGUUGCGAUCUUCAUUGACCACCCCGUCGCCGCCGACUUCUCCGCCCACCUUCUGAUCAAGAACGUCCAACCGGAUGGACAUACCCUCCAAGUCUUCGACAACCUGUCUCAACUUGCUAGAGCUCGACUGAAUCAACCUACCGCCUUCUUCCGCGAAGAGAAGCUCUUUGUUGUCUGGUCACAGGAUGCAAAGAGGUGUUUGGAGCUUGCAAGGUCGGUGAGGGAAGGUAUACUUCACAUCGUGUGGAACGACGAGAAGGAAGACUUCAUAAGCAUCAACGAAAUUGAGGCAGCCGAAGGUGAGGCCGACAUCGAAGCCGCUACUCCCGCCAAGACCUUACGCCAACGACUUCUCGUCAUCCCCAUUUACGUCCUCGUCGCUCUCAUCGUUGCCGGAGCCUUCUUCGGCUUCCUUCUCCAGGCCAUCAUCCGUGAAUACCGGUACGAUGGUAGUGUCAUCCGCUUCGCCUACGUCGCCUACUUUCCUAUCGUCUUCAUCAUGUCUCUCUUCUUCGUCUUGGUCCUUAUCGGCAGUGUCUGGCAAUUAAUCGACCCUAUGGAUACUUCCCGCCGCAACACCUUCGCCUAUUCCGCCACCCCGCCUCAAAGGAUCACUGGUCCUCUCCCACACAUGACGAUAUUGUGUCCUGUCUACAAGGAGUCCUUGUCUGCUGUCAUCGAGCCUACUGUCGCUUCCGUCAAGGCUGCUAUGAGACGCUACCAACGUCAAGGUGGCUCGUGUAACCUUGUUAUCUGUGAUGAUCGAAUGCAACUCGUCGACGAAGACUCUCAGAACUUCCGCAAAGAGUACUACCGGAAGGAGAACAUCGGUUGGGUUGGUCGCCCUGGGCACAACCAUGACGGCUACAUCCGUGCUGGUCGCUUCAAGAAGGCCAGUAACAUGAACGCCAUGAUGGGUGUUUCCGUCAAGGUCGAAGAACGCCUGGAGAACAUCGAACGUCCCGGAGGCUGGACCCCCGCCGAUGAGGAACGCGUCUACAAGGAGAUCUUGGAGGACGUCCUCGCUCAAGAUGGAAGGUUGUGGGGUGAAGGCAACAUCAGGCUCGGUGAAUUGAUCUUGAUCAUCGACUCUGACACUCGUGUCCCCGGUGACUGUCUCUUGGAUGCCGCAAGUGAAUUUGAACAAAGUGCACACCUCGCUAUCCUCCAGCAUGCUUCAGGCGUCAUGCAUGUCUCCUUGGACUACUUCGAAAACGGCAUGUCAUUCUUCACGGACCACAUCUACCGUUCCAUUCGAUUCUCUUGCGCUGGUGGGGAUAUGGCUCCAUUCGUUGGUCAUAACGCCUUCAUCCGCUGGGCCGCUGUUCAGUCUUCUGCUGAAUGGACCCACGAAGACGGUAACCCACGCUGGUGGUCCGAGUCACAUGUCUCCGAGGACUUCGAGAUGGCCUUGAAGCUCCAAUGCGCCGGACACUCCAUCCGCCUCGCUGCCUACACCCACGGAGAAUUCAAAGAAGGCGUCUCCCUCACCGCACUCGACGAGUUAGCCCGCUGGGAAAAAUACGCCUACGGCUGUUCCGAAAUGGUCCUCAAUCCCGUCCGCAAAUGGAUCUUCCGCGGUCCCUUCACCCCACUCUUCCGCAAGUUCCUCUGGGCGAAGAACAUCCCAGUCUUCGCCAAGUUUACGCUCUUGUCCUACAUCGGUACUUACUACGCCUUCGGCGCAGUCUGGAUCUUUGCGUUGGCGAAUUAUUUCUGGACAGGAUGGGCGGCAAACAUGAUCGACCAAGUUUACCAAGACUCCUUCAGUAUCCUCAUUUCCCAACUCGUCGUAUUCUUCGCUCUCGCGCCCAUCUCCGGCGCUGUUCUCACCUCCAAAAUGCGCGACGGACCAUUCUGGCGACAACUCUACAACUCCAUCAAAUGGAUGCCCUUUUUCGCCAUCUUCUUCUCGGGAGUCAGUCUUCGUGUUUCGAUGUCUUUGUUGAGUCAUAUGUUUGAGUACAACAUGCAAUGGGGCGCAACCGGGAAAGAAGUCAACGAAACAACCUUCAUCCGAGAAGCCAAAAACAUCCUCCGCGAGUUCAAAUGGACCUACCUCUUCUUCGGGCUCCAAAUCCCCAUGAUGAUCUACCUCGGUAUCUUCGCCCCAUACCAGUGGAAGAUCAACGGCAUCAACAGCUGUUUACCUCUGGCUCUUGUUAUUGGCGGUCAUCUCAUUCUCCCGGUCGCGCUCAACGCCAAGUUGUUGAAGAUAUAG
Messenger RNA from Saitoella complicata NRRL Y-17804, 2226 nucleotides. RefSeq lists its product as uncharacterized. Bases 1 to 2226 code for a protein of 741 amino acids. The transcript has 3 exons. NCBI's taxonomy places the organism in Eukaryota, Fungi, Ascomycota, Saitoellomycetes, Saitoellales, Saitoellaceae. The record is from RefSeq and is a predicted model, not a curated record.